AUGUCCCUCAUGAGCCUCAUGGAUUCUCCAAUGGAGGUGAAGCACGUGGAGGAGGUUCAGAAGCUCAGUGCGGUGAUAUCGGAGCUCGAGCUUAUACUUCACUCUGCCGCCGCGAAGCCGCCUGAUCCCCUCUUCUGCUUCGAUCUGCUCAAGAAUCUCCAUGCCUCCAUCGAGCAUGAACCCGAGGAGUCGCUGCAGCUCAUGCAGCGGCGCAGCGAGGACACCCUGCAGGCGCUGCUGCUGCAGGGCGCGGGCCCCCCGAACCGGCGGCUGCUGGCGGGCGCGCUGGUGCGCGUGAUAGAGCGCGGGGACUCCAUCUCCGUGUACUCGCGCGUCAGCUGCCUGCAGGGCUGGUUCUUCGAGAAGGGAGAAAAGCGGGCGACCGCUGUUGUGGGGGCGCUGGAAGCGUUGACAACCAUCACACGUGCGUUCGGCACGCGGAUUGCAUCCAGCCUCACAGAGACCGUCAACGUUGUCAGCCGGCUGUUGCGCAAUGCAGAGCCCAGCGUGCGGAACGCAUCCCUGCAGCUGCUGCUGGCAGCAAUCGAGGUGAUGAAAGGCGCGGGCCCCACUUCCGCGUACACUGACGCAGUGCGCGCACUCUCCGGCUAUGGCGUGAGAGAUAGGUCCGCCCUGGUGCGCGAGACCACGGCACACUGCAUCCAGGCGCUCGCGGUUACCGGCGGGCCGGGGCUGGCGGGAGGGGCGCUGGAUUCCAUGGCGCAGCUGUGUGUGAAGGCGGUGGACGACCCAGCGCAGGCUGUGAGGGACGCUUUUGCUGCUGCACUGGGAGCGGUGGUGGCUCUCGGCCUCAACCCUUCCGCUCAGAUUGUCCCCAGGGGCAAGUCGUCAGCAGCGCCCCCCAAGGCCAUGGACAAUGCCAUUCAGAAGUACCUCACUACACCGUUUGUUCGAGCCCCAGCAUCGCGCAGCAAGGAGAUCCGAUUGGCCAUUGCUAUGGCAUGGGUGGCGCUGCUCCAGAGUCUGAGGGCGCAGUACGGGGUAGCGGACAUGGACCUGGUGCCCUAUGGCAUGCAGGCCCUGGCGAUGGCUCAGUAUGGAGUAGCAGACAUGGACCUGGUGCCCUAUGGCAUGCAGGCCCUGGCGCUUCUGCCCGCCUAUGCUCGUUCCAUUGACUCGCAGGCUCAGGCAUGUGCUCUCUACAUUCUUCAAGUGGGGCUUGUGGAGCAGAUGGGGGAGGAAGCACAGCGGGAGUUCACUCGAACACUCACACACCAGCUGACAGCCAGUGACAUGGGUCCGCACAUGCUCGUUGCUGCUCUGCGCACGCUCUCCCACCUCCUCAACACGCUUGGCGAGGUCACGCAAGCAGCGAGAGAGGCACUGGACUACGGUCUGCUGGCAACUCUCUCCAACUCCUCUCCUGCUGUGCGGGUGGAGGCAGCGCGCACCAUCAAGGUGCUGGCGCAGGUGGACGCGUCCCGUGCCCACUCCUUUAUCCUCUCCGGCUUCACUGCUCUCCGUGCGCUCAGGGAAACCAUGAACACUGAGAAGGGCGAGCGUUUGAAGCUGACUCUAGACUCUCUGCAUGGCCAAGCGCUCAUGCUCUCCGCUCUGCUCGUCCUUGGGCCCAAGCUGCCCCUCGGUCUCCCUUCCAGCCUCUCACUCUCCAUUCUCGACAUGGCACAGCAGAUGGUGCUGUCGCCAGGCCAGCUGCCAGCAGCAGCAGCAGCAGACCACGAGGCGGGCUGGAUCCUCAUUGCCUCGCUGCUGCUCUCCAUGCCCAAGGAGGAGGUGGCACGGAGGGAGGUGGAGUUUCUUGCUCUGUGGACCAUGCCCUUUGGGGGCAGCUGCGCCGACCGAGUCAAGAGAAUUGACGCUGCAAGCAUGCCUGGAGAGCUCAACUGCUGGUCCGCAGCCAUGGAUGCUCUGAGGGCGUUCAUUGUGAGCUAUGUGGUGCCCAACCUUGCAACUCCCUCUGUGGCUGAGACCAUCAACCCCAUCAUGGGCUACCUCUCAGGAGCACUGACGUACAUUGCGUCAUCAACCCUGGGCGAGGCGUCGUCAUCAGUGAAGCAGCACGCGGAGCUGUUCAUAGUGCGCACGCUCAACACCUUCCACGCGUUGCCCGACCCUGCACUCUACCGCCACCUGCACCCCAUGCUCAUCGACAUCUGCACCGCUCCCUUCCGAGAAACGGCAUCAUACCCGAGCAGCUCUCUCCUCCGCACUCUGCUAGAGCCCAGUGACUCCAAUCUUGGCCCCUGGUUCCCGGGAAGGGAUGUGCUGGAGGACGAGUUACGUGCGCUGGAGGGUGGCAUGGAUGGGGUCAUUGCGUCUGUCUGGGAAGAUGACACCUCCACCUUCCCACAGUCCGUGCCUCUGGGAGUGGCUCUAGUCGACUCCAUGCUACGCUGCUUCAUCGCGCUCUUCCCCAUCCAGGUUCCAAUGUCCAAGGUAGCGCUGGUGGAUACCUUGUCUGUGGCGGUGAAGGGCAACAAGCGCCAGGCUCUGCGCGUCUCUGCCACUGCCAAUGCCUGCGUGGUGGUGGUUGGCACUCUCAAGGCCAUGGUAGCACACAAGGCAAAGGAGGAGGAUGCAGAGACCCUGCGUCGUAUCCAGGCGCUGGUUCAGAGCUUUGUGGCGAGUGACCCGUCCAACCCAGCGUUCAAGAGGGCGUCAGCAGAGGCCUUGGGCCUGCUGGCUCGCCUGGGAGACGAUCUCUUUGCUGUGCGCCUGAUCCGUUCUCUACUGGCAGAGGGGGAAGCGGCCACUGACCCCUCCACCAGGGCAGCUGUCGCUCUCGCAUUCGGAUCAGUGCUCCGCAGUGUGGGUGGCAUAGCGCUCUCAUCCUUCAUCUCCCCAGUGGUGCAGUUCCUAAUGGCCAUGGCACGUGCACCAGGAGAGCACCUGGGGCACAUCUGGGCUCUGCACGCGCUCUGGCUUGCUGCCGACGCUGCUGGCCUCUCGUACACUCCCCAUGUACAGGCCACCUUGUCGCUGCUGAUGGACGUGCUGCUGUCAGACGACCACGUCGCAGCGGGCUUGCCUCAGAGCGUGGCUCGUCUGGUCAACGCCCUCGUGGCCGUCUUUGGCCCUGAGCUGCUCCCAGGCUCUACGGUCUUCUACCGCUGCAAGUGUAUUCUGGAUGACAUCAGCCAGAGAAACGACCCUGCUGCACAGCUAGAGUGUGUGCUGUACACACAGCAGCUGGUGCUGUUUGCGCCUCAGGCCAUGCCUCUGCACCACCAUGUUACCACCCUCCGCGCCACCCUCACCUCCCGCCAGCCGAGUUUGCGGUUUGCUGCCAUUUCCACUCUGCGUCACAUGUGUGAGAGAGAGCCGGCGGCCAUGGUAUCAGAGCAGAUAGAGGAGGACCUCUUUUCCAUGCUUGACAACGAGACGGACCCCAGGGUCAUAUCCGGUGUGUGCAUGGCCUUGGAGCGACUGCUAGAGGCUGCAUGCCCCACAUACCCCAGUCGAUGGCUUCGCCUCUGCAAGAACGUGCUGCCUCGUUUUUUCUCCCCCACCCUCUCCACUCUCCGCCCCCUUCCUCCACGCCCCUUUCCACCCCUCUCCUCUUCCCGCAAAACCGCGCUACCCACCCACCUGUGCCUCGUCCUUCCCACCCACCCCGGGCGUAUCAUUUUCUUUCAGGUGCUAGCAGCGUCUGCCACUAGGAGAGCAGGCGAGGCAAAGGAAGUCGCAGGGGAGGGGCGGAAGGGGGAAGCAGGGGAGGACGAGGAGGAUGAUGAGAGUAUGGUGGCGGCAGGGGGGGAUGGAGCGCGCACAGGGGGAGCAGCAGGAGCUGGGGCGGGGGCAGGGGAAGCGGGAGGGGGAGGAGGAGCGGGGAAAGGGGGCGGGGCGGUGAUAGGUGGAGGGACACCGAUUGGGGGCGUGGGAGGAGGGGGAGGAGGGGCAGUGAGGAGGGGAGUGGAUCAGCUGCCAAGGUUCAGGACGAGAGUGUUUGCGGCAAAGUGCCUCUCCCGGCUGCCCUACAUGGUGGGCUCCGACCCUGCUCACUUUGACAUCACUGUCGCAAAACAUAAAGUGGACGCGAGGAGGCAGGCCGGCCGCGAGAGUGGAGGGGGCAGUGCACAGCAGGCGGACUGGCUCGUGCUGCAUCUGGGUGACCUCGUGGCUGUGGCCUUCCAGAUGGCAACAGGAAGCAUGGAAGGCGUUCGCCCCAUGGGGGUGUCUCUCCUUGGGACCAUACUGGACAAGUUUGGUCACACAGAGGAUCCAGACUUUGAGGGCCACAUUCUGCUCGAGCAAUACCAGGCGCAGUAUGUGUCCACGGUGCGCACAGCCAUGGAUGCUGCCAACAAUCCGCUGCUGCUGCUGGCAGGUGCCAGGCUGGCAGAUAAGGUUGUGAGCGGCAGGUUAAGAGGCUCAGACGAAUCUGUGGUGCCACGUGUCAUGACCCUGUUGGCCACGCCCCUCAGCAAGUGGGAUGCCCUUGGCAACUGGUCCUAUGCAGAAUGGGUUGGCUUCAAGGUGAAGGUCGAGCUAGUGGUGCGGCAUGCCCGCCUCAAAUCCCUCACUCUCGCCUCCUACGACGCGCAACUCGCCGCCGCAGGCGCCCCUGCCACAGCAGCCACUCCCGAAGCCGGAUACGACUCAGAGGACGAGCAUUUCGAGUCCGACACACGUCUCGCCGCCCUCCGUAAAGUGCGAGCGGCGGUCGAGCAAACCCCCGACUUGCUCGUGUCCCACUGGGUUGCCCUUCUGCGUGACUACCUCGCCGCGUUCUCCCUCGAGCCAAACGUGCAGGCGGUAUAUCGGUCCUCGUACGCUGCUGAGAUGUCUCCGUCCAUGCUCCCGUUGAUCAAACGGUACCUUCUCGCGUCGUCCCCGGUUGUUCUAGAUGCUGUUACUUUAGGCGUCAAACCCAACCUGUCUGCGGCGAAGGAAGCAGCUGCGGCAGCGGCUGCUGCAGCCGCUGCAGCUGCGGCAGCAGAUGCCGAGGCAGCCGCAGCGGCGGCGGCUGCGGCAGGUUCGGGGGUGACGAUUCUCGCUCCUGUCUUCGCAGUAGGUCCUAGCUCGGCUGGGUCUAAAGGCCCUCCUAGUGCCACAUUGUAUGGGGGCAUCGAUCCGAAGCAGUUUCACCAGCUAUGGGCUGCUUGCCUGUAUGCCAUCUGCCAUCCCGCUGGAGAUAAGACCAGUGGUGCUGGUUCUGGGGAAAACGGAGGGGCAGAGGGGUCAAGGAGAACAUCGGAGGAUGGGCAGCAGGGGCAGCAGGGGCAAGAGCAGCAGGAGCAGGGGGGCGAGGUGGUGAUAGGGGAUUUCUUGCAAGCGGAUGCGUCGUGGGGCUGCAAGGGAGGCAGCAGCGGGGCGGUUGUUGGGGAGGGGAGGAGUGUGGCGCUGCGGGCGUUGGGGCGGUUGAUGCAGCGGGAGUUCUUUGGGGGUGACUUCAUCGAGGAAGAGGACUGCCUGGAGCUGUUGCAGGUGAGGAUGAGUGGGUGGGCUCCAAGCUGA
Closterium sp. Naga37s-1 is the source of this 5439-nucleotide messenger RNA. NCBI's taxonomy places the organism in Eukaryota, Viridiplantae, Streptophyta, Zygnematophyceae, Desmidiales, Closteriaceae. The record is from the annotation of a GenBank genome assembly.